Molecule: messenger RNA, 2860 nt
Organism: Ipomoea nil (Japanese morning glory)
Lineage: Eukaryota; Viridiplantae; Streptophyta; Magnoliopsida; Solanales; Convolvulaceae
Product: ethylene receptor 1
Exons: 7
Coding region: 209-2431 (740 amino acids)
Biological process (GO): phosphorelay signal transduction system; phosphorylation; response to ethylene
Cellular component (GO): endoplasmic reticulum; endoplasmic reticulum membrane
Molecular function (GO): phosphorelay sensor kinase activity; protein binding; ethylene binding
Source: RefSeq, a predicted model, not a curated record
UUGAAUACAGAUUACCUGGACAUCUUCCCUGUUUUGUCUAAAGCUUGCCUGAACCGAGUAAAAAAAAGCUGUGUUGUUGAGCUCCAAAUUCCUCACAAAGUCAAGGCAAUGGAAACUGCUUCUGCUAAAGUUGAAAGCUUUUGACGGAUCCUCAGAGAAGUAUGGUGUGUUCAUAAGAAAGUGUUGCAGCUGAGAUUGAAAGUUUAUAAUGGAGUCUUGUAAUUGCAUUGACCCGCAAUGGCCUGCCGACGAGUUACUGAUGAAGUAUCAGUAUAUAUCAGAUUUCUUCAUCGCACUUGCUUAUUUUUCCAUCCCAGUUGAGUUGAUAUACUUUGUUAAGAAAUCUGCAGUUUUUCCUUAUAGAUGGGUGCUUGUGCAGUUCGGUGCAUUUAUUAUUCUUUGUGGAGCUACACACUUUAUAAACUUAUGGACAUUUGGCAUGCAUACAAGAACAGUAGCUAUAGUCAUGACAACCGCAAAGCUAUUGACUGCAUUAGUUUCAUGUGUGACUGCGCUCAUGCUAGUGCACAUUAUACCUGAUUUAUUAAGUGUCAAAACUAGGGAACUGUUCUUAAAAAACAAGGCUGCAGAACUUGAUCGAGAAAUGGGCCUUAUCCGCACACAAGAAGAGACAGGUAGACAUGUUAGAAUGCUUACUCAUGAAAUUAGAAGCACUCUUGAUAGGCAUACUAUUUUAAAGACUACACUUGUGGAGUUGGGAAGGACGCUAGGUUUGGAAGAGUGUGCACUGUGGAUGCCUACCCGUACUGGACUAGAGCUUCAGCUUUCAUACACUCUUCGGCACCAAAAUCCUGUUGGAUUUACUGUACCAAUUCACCUUCCUGUAAUUAGUCAAGUAUUCCAUACGAAUCGUGCGGUGAAAAUAUCGCCAAAUUCUCCAGUAGCAAGGUUACGGCCUGCUGGGAAGUACUUGCCAGGCGAGGUGGUUGCCAUCCGUGUCCCUCUUCUGCAUCUCUCAAAUUUCCAAAUUAAUGACUGGCCUGAACUUUCGACAAAACGCUAUGCUUUGAUGGUUUUGAUGCUUCCUUCAGACAGCGCUAGACAAUGGCAUGUCCAUGAGUUGGAGCUUGUUGAAGUUGUGGCUGAUCAGGUUGCUGUUGCUCUCUCCCAUGCUGCAAUUUUAGAAGAGUCAAUGAGGGCAAGGGAUCUUCUUGUGGAGCAGAACAUUGCCCUUGAUCUGGCAAGAAGAGAAGCUGAAACAGCUGUUCGUGCUCGUAACGAUUUCUUGGCUGUUAUGAAUCACGAGAUGAGAACACCCAUGCAUGCAAUAAUAGCACUUUCUUCCUUAUUACAAGAAACCAAGUUGACGCCUGAACAGCGUCUGAUGGUGGAAACAAUCCUCAAAAGCAGCAAUCUUUUGGCAACACUCAUCAAUGAUGUCUUGGAUCUUUCAAGACUAGAGGAUGGUAGCCUGCAACUCGAGAUAGUCACUUUUAACCUUCACGCUCUCUUUUGGGAGGUCCAUAAUUUGAUAAAGCCAAUUGCCUCUGUGAAAAAGCUGUCUGUUACUCUAAGUUUGUCUCCAGAUUUGCCCGAGUAUGCCAUUGGUGAUGAAAAACGGCUAAUGCAAGUUCUGUUGAAUGUUGUUGGCAACGCUGUAAAAUUCUCUAAAGAAGGCAGUGUAUCGAUUUCUGCUUUUGUUGCUAAAUCGGAAUUUUUAAGAGAUCCUCAAGCUCCUGACUUCUUCCCAGUGAUAACUGAAAAUCAAUUUUAUUUACGUGUACAGGUUAAAGAUACAGGAGUGGGAAUUAACCCUCUGGACAUUCCCAAAAUCUUUAGCAAAUUUGCUCAAAACCAAUCAUUGUCUACUAAAAACUCUGGUGGUUCUGGGCUUGGCCUUGCUAUUUGUAAGAGGUUCGUAAAUCUUAUGGAAGGACAUAUUUGGAUUGAAAGUGAAGGUCUUGGCAAAGGAGCUACUGCUAUUUUUAUCGUCAAACUUGGAAUUCCUGGACUCUCAAAUGAAUUGAAUCCCACUCUUGUUCCCAAACUUCCAGCUAAUCAUAUCCACACAAUUUUUUUAGGACUCAAAGUUUUGCUUAUGGAUGAUAAUAGUAUGAGCAGGACGGUGACCAAGGGACUGCUGGCACACCUCGGGUUUGAUGUAACAACUGCGAAUUCUGGAGACGAGUGCUUGAGAGCGGUUAACCAUGAGCACAAGGUAGUAAUUAUAGAUGUGAGCAUGACAGGUGUAGAUGGAUACAAGCUCGCUAAUCAGAUACAUGAAAAGUUCUCGAAACGUCACGAGAGGCCAUUCAUCGUGGGGCUUAUAGGAACCACGGACCGAGUGAUGAAAGAAAAAUGCUUGAGGGCUGGUAUGGAUGGAGUAAUACUAAAACCCGUUUCUGUGGAGAAAAUGAGGAAUGUUUUAACCGAGCUUUUUGAGCAUGGCGUUGUCCUUGAAGCUCAGUAGGAUAGGGUAAGGGUUGCGGGAGGACGAGGACGAGGAAGCGGUGUGUAUAUAUGAUUCAGCAUUGCGGCAAAAUGGCAAGCUGUCGAUCCAGUUUACAUACAAAUGGUACUUAUAGAAGUACAAAUUUGUAGAAUGAUGAUGUUGAGAAACCAUGAUGCAUUUGUAGAGAACAAUAAUUUUUCUUCUGAGUAAUUCUUGCAGUGUUUUGCAUUUUAUAUCUGCUUCUCUCAUCUUCAAUAUAUAUAUGUAUACUUCAAGACAGCCAUGCUUGAAGAUGUCAAUGGAGUACCCUUCCAGGAAAGGAAACAAAGAGUUAUUAUCAGCAUGUUUAGUUCUAUGGAACAAGUCAUCAAUAGAAUAGCAUUUCUUGAAAUAGACUUAUUACAUCAGCAAACUGGAUAGUGGAGUAGAAUAACAAUUCUUAAUCUA